CGCCGUCCAUUCUUCAUAACCUGCUAGUUCACCGACAAGGUCAACCCCGCUCUUCUCACCUUUUGGAUAACGGGACUGGUCGGAGUGGACUUGGAGGCGUGGCUCAUUCUCCUCGUUCUCUACCUGGUUUCUGUCCACAUCCUUGGUCGGCCUCUCCAGGACGAUCUCCCAUUCAUCAUCAUUGCGUCCUCGCCCAAGGCACGUGCCCCCGGGUCCCCGUCGCAAGAAAUUGUCCACGAGGUCGUCGAAGAAGUCAUGGAGCAUGCCGUGCGACAAGCUGAAGCUGACCCCAUGGAGGUGGCCCCUGACGAUUCAAUCAGAGGUCCUAUCGCCGCCGAAAAUCGGACGGCGGGUUUCAUUCCCGUGCCCCUCCCGGGUAGAGCCAAUCGCUUUGGCGAUUCUGGCUCCCAUUUGCUCAAUGUUCUCUUCUCCAUGGCAUGGACGGAUCGGAUUUUGACUGCUGGAUUGGAUAAGCACAAUCAAAUCAUGGCCAGAAAAGACGGAGUGGUGGCCUUGUUUUACCGCACUUUCCUGCAUGUGGCCGCCAGUUUGUGGACCAUGGCUCAAGAUGUGUAUCACUACAUCAUUGCAACAGCCUCGGAACGACUCCCAGAAGGCGUGACGAAGAGAAUGGUGGACACAGAAGAGCGAGCGGUUAGGGCCCUUGUGGAGUGGGAUUCAGCCGUAGCCACCCGAUUGAGCGACUGGAUCACCAAAAUGGAACAUUUCUUGGAGAUCUCUUUGAAACGUUACCGCAAACGCAUAUUUCACCUGGCCGAAGCCCUGAAGCCUUCCACUCUGAUGAAUAAAUAUUGGAUGGGCAACAUGAACAAGCCAAAGAAUGCUAAGAGGGCGCAAGAAGACUAGACCGACGAUUUUUUUUAUUCUACACCCCCAUAAUGAGCUGUAAUCACUGUUUAACCUGUAUAAUUUUUGGACCAUUUCCUUGAAACCAUUUCACGUCUCCGCUUGGAAGAAUCUACUCCUUUAUUCUCUUUCAUCAUGCAA
Tigriopus californicus is the source of this 1008-nucleotide messenger RNA. RefSeq lists its product as uncharacterized. The record is from RefSeq and is a predicted model, not a curated record. Lineage: Eukaryota; Metazoa; Arthropoda; Copepoda; Harpacticoida; Harpacticidae. The coding region runs from base 256 to 867 and encodes 203 amino acids. The transcript is spliced from 3 exons.